AGAUGGAGGCCAUGGAGGUGGACUUCCCCGUGGAGGGAGGCGGUGGUGGGCGGCUGGAGGAGGUAGUUCCGGUGGCGGGUCCAGCCGGAGAUCCCUCCCGCCCGCAGGGUUUCUCAGACUCCGGCAGCAGCACCGAGGUGGACGAGGACGAAAACGAAAACGACGAGGGGCCUCUCCGGCUCCCGGCCACGUGGGCGUUCAGCCAGAGGGUGGUGGACAGAGCCUCAGCUCCACCUUCGGCCGCUCCAGGGACGCACACUCGGAGGAGACUCAGGCAGGGUCUGCGGGUGCACUACCCCAGCCAGUCUGCAGCCCCCUCCAGAGGCUUCCCAGACUUCCUGCUCCGAGCUCCGGCCGCCGCCGUCCCCGAACCCGAGUCCGGCAGCACCACCGAGGUCAGCGACUCUGAGGACGAGGGGGGGGGGAGAGAGGGGAUUCCUGCUGUUGCUCAGCCCACCGAGCCCGUCCCAUCUGCCGGUCCUCUGCAGGACCCACCCCCAGAACCACAGGCAGCCACUUCAACCAACUCUGGUUCACCUUCAGAUGGCGACAGGACAGAAGUUCAAAAUCAGCAUAAUCAGCCGCCGCACUCCGAGGACUCGGAGGGCGACGCGUGCAGCAUCUGCUUCGAGGCGUGGACGACGGCGGGCGAGCACCGGCUGUCCGCGCUGCGCUGCGGACACCUGUUCGGAUUCACCUGCAUCCAGCGCUGGCUCAAGGCUCAGGGCUCCGCCGGGAAAUGCCCACAGUGCAACAAGAAAGCAAAGCGGACCGACAUCGUGCUGCUGUACGCUCCGAAGCUGAGAGCCCUGGACAACUCUGAGCAGGAGAGCCUGAAGAAGUCUCUGGAACAGGAGCAGUCUCUGAGGAGAAAGGCUGAACUGGAGUCGGCCCAGUACAAGCUCAAACUGCAGGUGGUCACUAACCAGUACGGACAGGCACAGCAGGAGCUUCAGGAGCUGAAGGCCUUGAUGGCUCACACCAGCAGGAGCUGUGUCCCCUCCUCCUCCUCCACUUCCCCCCUCCUCAGUCUGUCUCAGCGGGCCGACGGCUCCAAAAAGGCCGGGUACAGCUUCUCUAAGGCCCUGCUGGUGUCUCAGGCGGGUGGCUGCCGGGUUUUGUCCUACUGUGAACCUCUGAGCUGCCUGCUGGCCUCUCAGCCUUCUCCCCACUCCACACUGGUGCCCGGUUGUGGGGUGAAGAAGGUGAGCGUGGUGAACAUGAAAGCAAGUCAGUACGUUCCCAUCCACAGCAAACAGAUCCGAGGCCUGAGCUUCAACAGGCAGAACGACAGCCUGCUGCUGUCCGCCGCGCUGGACGGCACCAUUAAACUGACCAGCCUGCUGACCAACACAGUGGUCCAGACCUACAACGCCGGUAAACCCGUGUGGAGCUGCUGCUGGUGCCUGGACAACAGCAACUACGUGUACGCCGGUCUGAGUAACGGCUCGGUGCUCAUCUACGACACCAGAGACACCAGCACACACGUCCAGGAGCUGCAGCCGCUGCGCUCCAGAUGUCCGGUGGCGUCCCUCUGCUACGUCCCGCGCGCGGCCUCCAGCUCCUUCCCCUGUGCGGGGCUCAUCGCCGGGUCCCUGGAGGGGGGGUACUUCUGGGAGCAGGUGAACGAAACCACCUACAGGCCGCACUUCCUCCCGCUGGAGAACGGGGGCUGCACGGACAUCCAGGUGGAGCCGGAGAGCAGACACUGCCUGGUCACCUACAGACCGGGCCGCUCCCACCCGUCUCUGCGCUGCGUGCUGAUGGCUCUGGACCGGAGCCCCCAGCAGGACUCCGGCCAGCUGCCCGGCUGCUCCUGCUCGCCCGUGCAGACCUUCAGCGCCGGCUCCUCCUGCAAGCUGCUCACCAAGAACGCCGUCUUCAAGAGCCCCGACGGAGCCGGGAUGCUGGUCUGUGCCGGGGACGAGGCCUCCAACUCCACCAUGGUGUGGGAUGCAGGCAGCAGCUCGGUGCUCCAGAAGCUUCCGGCCGACCUGCCGGUGCUGGACAUCAAACCCUUCUCGGUGAACGGCGAGCACUUUCUGGCCGCGCUCACGGAGAAGAUGCUGAAGCUCUACAGAUGGGAGUGAACCGGAGUCCCAGAGCACAAAGCAAAGGCAGGAUGCAUUCUGGGUAAAACGUGGACAUCUACAUGCUGCUAAACAUUCACACAGAGGAAGAAAAAAAAAAAAACAAACCCAGGGAGUGAUGGACUUGAGGAAACUUUUCUUUUACCUUUUUUAUUUUUUUGAUUUCCUUUAUUUUAUUUAGCUCAUCUUUCAGGUGUUUGUGGUUUUUUUCUGGGUCUGGGGCAGCUUUAUGUUGGGACUCAGGUCAUUCUUACUUAGCCUAAAAGUUGGUCAAAUCUGAGUCUUUACAUCAUGAAAAUGAACAGAUGUCCUCUCUCCGCCUUCUGAUUGUCUUUUCAUUUAGUGGUUAUGGCUCUAAGAAGUGUCAUUUUCUAUUUCAGACCAAAAGGUUUAGUCCUUGUUUUUUGAGCUGGAAUGUAAUAGUCAUCUGGACCUUAUUAUUUAACUUUGAUUUGACUCUUAACACUGAUUUAUCCCCAAGCAGAGUUUUUACAUAUCAUUUGUUACAUUUUAUAGCAGCAUCCCUCCCACCACAACACACCUAGGCUAAAAAAAAAAAAGUAAUUUUCUGAUUUGAAACUUGGUUGUUAAGCUAGUUUUAAACAGGAAGCUCUCAGUCCAGGCUCUCUGAAUAUUCCUAAACUUGUUUUUUUUGUAGGUAAGAAGUGUAAUCAUGCUGAAAUCCACCUCAUAAAAUAGCAGCAUCACCACAAACAUAACUGAUAAUGAACCUGGUGAGUUCCACUGGCCGCCCUGACCCAGACCCAGAUUUAUUAUUCCCUACUUUUGCGUGUUGUUUUUCUUUAAGUGCCAGAAGCCAGCGAUCAAACUUGAAGUGGAAAAAAGCUAACUGGAACGUGCAAACAUCCAUCUGGAAACGAUCCAGAAACGUUAGAAACUUCUUCAGCUUGUUUAUGACCGCCCCGUUUAAAUGAAAGGACCACCAGCUCAGAGGCCUUGAACUGACCACAUUUCAAUUCCUCAUGAAAAUCAAAACUCCAUACUUGGAGUGUUUUAAUUCAGUCCGACUCCGGGUCCAGUUAAACAGCUGCGUUUCCCUCUCUGGCUCAUUUUCAUCGUCUUAAGACAGAACUGUCCUUUUCACUCCGAACGGAACAUUAAGUGCCAAAGUCAACUAUUGUAAAUGUUACUUUUUUGUCUUUUAAAGGUUGUAUAUAUGUAUAUUUGCUACCAACUGUGUACAACUUCAAAGUUAAUAAAAUUGUGAUUUAUUUUGAAUUGAA
This is a messenger RNA of Menidia menidia (Atlantic silverside), 3334 nucleotides long. NCBI's taxonomy places the organism in Eukaryota, Metazoa, Chordata, Actinopteri, Atheriniformes, Atherinopsidae. The record is from the annotation of a GenBank genome assembly.